Messenger RNA from Amborella trichopoda, 3565 nucleotides. Its product is annotated as pre-mRNA-processing factor 39-1. Gene Ontology annotation, cellular component: commitment complex; U1 snRNP; U2-type prespliceosome. NCBI's taxonomy places the organism in Eukaryota, Viridiplantae, Streptophyta, Magnoliopsida, Amborellales, Amborellaceae. Gene Ontology annotation, biological process: RNA processing; mRNA 5'-splice site recognition. Gene Ontology annotation, molecular function: protein binding; pre-mRNA 5'-splice site binding. The record is from RefSeq and is a predicted model, not a curated record.
GUUCACUACCUCCUUGUACAAAAGGUACAUGGUGGGUAGUAUUUUGUUCGGUGGGCGUCCGUUUAGAUCCCGUGGGAUUGUCCUCGUCUAACAGGAAGGACCUUUAAUCUCCACGGCAGAGGUUGAGGGAGGAGUCUGGAAUAAAGUUCGAAAGGAUUGAAGCCCGAGCACGCGUGCGCACACAUAUACGAGUGCCUGUGCCUUGGCUGAAAGGCAAUGGAUACGUAGGUAGAGAUGGAGCUUGGCAUUUGCCACCCUCUUUACUCACAUGGCGGCUAAUGAAAGUCUUAGUGAGACUAGACUUUGGGAAUCAGUUAAGGAGGACCCGACGAACUUUCCGGCGUGGACAGCCCUUCUUGCAGAAACUGAGAAAACAUCAACUAAUGACCUUUGGAAAAUUUGUCAAGUCUAUGAUUCUUUCUUGCAAGCAUUCCCUUUAUGCUAUGGUUACUGGAAGAAGUAUGCAGAUCACAAAGCACGCAUGAGUACUACUGAUGAGGUUGUAGCAGUUUAUGAGCGAGCUAUCCGAUCUAUAACAUAUUCUGUUGGUCUCUGGGUCUGCUAUUGUAGCUUCGCUACCAUGGCAUUUAGAGAUCCUGGUGAUGUUCGAAGGUUGUUUGAGCAAGGGAUUUCAUUUGUUGGAAGGGACUACCUAUGUCAUCAUCUAUGGGAUAAAUAUAUUGAAUUUGAAUAUAUUCACAAGCAAUGGAACCAUCUGGCUGUUAUUUACCUUCAAACUUUGCAAUUCCCAUCAAAAAAAUUGCAGAGUUAUUAUGAGAGAUUUAAAGAGUUUUGCAAUAUUUGGGAAGGUGAGCUGAAAUGUGAAAACGGUGUUCAUUCACAAGGACAUCCAGAAGAUGAUUCUUUUGAUGGAGUCUUGGAGAUAAAGAGAAGUGGAGAUGGUGAUAUUUCUAGCAUUAUAAAAGAACUCCUGGAAGAGCCAUCAGGCUCUCCUAAGCCUGAAGUAUUAAAUAAGUAUGUAUCAGUGGGAGAAGAACUCUACCAGGAUGCGAAGCAGAUGGAUGCUAUUAUUCAACACUUUGAGAAGUGUAUAAGGAGACCAUAUUUUCAUGUAAAAGCGCUUGAUGAUGUUCAGCUUGAAAAUUGGCAUCGGUAUCUUGACUUUGUUGAGAAGCAACAUAAUUUUGAUUGGACUGUUAGACUGUAUGAGAGAUGUCUGAUUUGUUGUGCAAACUACCCUGAGUUUUGGAUCCGUUAUGUAUUACACAUGGAAGCUGAGGGAGGAAGAGAAAUAUCAAAUUUUGCACUUUCUCGAGCAUGUGAAAUUUUUCUGAAGAGGUCGUUGGAUAUUCAUCUUUUCUCAGCGAGUUUCAAGGAGCAAGUUGGCAAUAUCUCUGGUGCUCGGUCUGUUUUUCUUGAUUUGGCUUCAAAAUUUCCUUCCGAUUUUGUUGAAAUUGUCAUUAGAAAUGCGAAUAUGGAAAAACGUCAAGGAAAUGUUGAAACAGCCUUGGUAACAUAUGAAAAUGCACUUGCAUUGGGAAGCAGGAAGGUUCCACUGGACCUUUCUACCCUUUAUGAGCAGUAUUCUAGAUUUACAUAUAGGGUAACAGGUAGCAUCGAUAGAGCCAGGGAGGUCCUAGUCAAAGGUGUACAACGUUUUCCUCAGUGUAAAACACUUCUGAAGGGACUAGUACAUUUUGAAUUGAUGCAUGGAGGCCCUGAACAGAUUCCUCUGCUGGAGUCUCUUAUUACACAAGCAAUAAUUCCCGAAUCCAAUACAUCUCCUUCCUUGAGCGGCAUGGAACUUCAGGAGAUAUCAAGGUUAUUUGUAGAGUUUGUGGACUUGUGUGGCACCAUCCCUGAAAUAUUAAAAGCAUGGGAUCGUCAUAAGAAGCUAUUCCCACAUGUAAUAAGGGAAACUUCUUCAUAUAAAUGGACUCCCAUGGAUGUGGAAGCAACAAGGAAACCAAGUGGUUCACCACACCACUUCAUGUCUAGCCAGGAAACUCCCGAUAUCCAGGCUGAGCAGUCUACAUUAAGUCAACCCUUGUAUGAAGAAGAUAAGAAUGGCAUAAAAAUGCUUUCACAGCAUGUGCAAUGCUUGGGUGAUGUUGGGGCACAAAGUAGGAUAAACUCAACUGCACAAAUUGCUGAUGCAAAUGUAACUGGGGACUCCAUUUCAGAGAGUAAAAAUACUGACUUGCACUCUCAGCCUCCAUUGGCCGAGCCAAUAUAUGGGCUUGAAAGCUCGAACAAUGCUCAGGAUGAAAAAGUCAUACAAAAUAGAUCUCCUCAGGGAGAGAACUCAGAAUCCAUAGAAUGUGUGAAUCUUUAUAAAACAGGGACUGAUCUCCAGCCACCACCUUUUGAAACUCUUUCUAUAUCCUGUGACACUGCUGAUCAGUUUACUCCACCAGGUACUAACAACCAAAUCACUCGUCAAUCAAUUACUUUGAUGAGCCCAAAUGGAGGAAUAGAUGGGGAAGAUAAACAUGGUUCUCUCAAAUCUGAUCCAGCAUGCACAUCGUCUGAUGGAGCCAAACAAAUUCAUGGAGAAAUUCCUAAUGAGUCUACUCCUACUAGUGUAGAUUCAAAUUUACAUGUCGAAAGACAAGUACCCCCAGUUCCAAAUUCAUUGCCAGAUCCACAUGCAAGCCAUGUAGUGAACUGGCCAUGUGUAGAUCCUAAUAUUGGUUUCCAUAGAUAUCCCCCCCACCAGCAUCAACAAUGGCUGGCUCCUCCUCUUUCCCCAUGCCCACCUACUGGGAUACAUUUUCAGAUGGCUGGGAGUGAUGGGUAUUCAUCUCAGCCUCAACCUUGGCAAAUUGCUCAAGCAUGCCAUGUCAACCCAAUGCAUGUCCAAUACCAGAUACCUACUCAGGCACACUCUGUGGGUGCCAACAGCUGGCCUAUGCAAAAUAUGCAACAAGAUAAUCAACGGGGACCCAUGGUUAUCUUGCCCAAUUCUCUACAGCAGCCACCACAACACUAUCAGUAUCCUCCAGAGAGUAUUGAUCACUAUGGAGGUAUGCAUAGCAAUCCAGAAUAUGCCCCUCAUAUCUGGCAUUAUCCUCAGCAGAAUCAGCAGCAACAACCACAGGUCAUUGCAUUACAACAGCAGCAGCAGCAGCCACAGAUCAUUGCGUUGCAGCAAGAGCAGCAGCCGCAGCAGCCACAGGUCAUUGCAUUGCAGCAACAGCAGCAACAGCAGCAGUAUUGGAACCAUAUGUACUAUUCUCAGCAAAUGGCAUAUUCACAUUACUAUGCAAGCAAUACAUAUGGGCAAGAAUAUGGCCAGCAUCCUAUCGCAUCACAAGGUCAAGGGCAUGCUCAACCCCAAAAGGACGGGACCCUAACUGGGUCUGCGCAUCAAUGUAGCCACACAGAGCCUCCUUUGAAUCAGUGAAUUCCGAAUUCAAAUUUUUACAUGUGUCAAGAUGGCACCCAUUGAGUAUGUAUUGAGUAUGUAUGUUUUGUCAUGUAUUAAUACAUCAUGGUUUUAAGUUGCUAGGAUUUAUUUGAUGGGCAUGUUUUGUACAAUUGUUAUGUAUUACUUGGGAAUUCAUUAUCUAUACUAACAUAUUUUGGUUUUUAACCCUUUUAA